Molecule: messenger RNA, 792 nt
Organism: Penicillium paradoxum
Lineage: Eukaryota; Fungi; Ascomycota; Eurotiomycetes; Eurotiales; Aspergillaceae
Exons: 2
Coding region: 1-792 (263 amino acids)
Source: RefSeq, a predicted model, not a curated record
AUGCGCCCGCUCAAGAUCCAUUGCGUCAUCCCACACUUUCCCCUGCCAGCUUCAGCAAGAAAUGGCUGCUUACCCUCAUCCCACGCCAUACGACCAGUCUCUAACCUCGAACAUCGCCAAACCCAGCCUCGUCUUAUACACCAUUUGCCACACCAAGCAAGCGCAAGAACUCUCGCGAGCACAGAGCACCUAAUUCACCACUUCCCCGCAACCUCAAAACCGCGACUACAAACCAGCUCUACUCUACGCACCCAGUGUCCCUUCUCAACCUCAACACAAACCAUGUCCUCCGACGACGCCUACAUGUCCUUCUUGGACAAGGCCAACGCAGAUGUCAGUGGCCAAGCCCCGCAAGGGACCGACACCAUAAAAACCGAGACCGUGCACAGCUCCCUCUCUGUCCCAAAGCCACUGCAGUCCGUCAACGAAUACUACACGUCCGACACAGACGAGCCCUUUGAGCCUGUCGCAUUAAAGUGGGAUGGUGCCGCCAAGGGGGCAUGGCCCAGCGCUGACCAGCUCUCCUCUCUGAUCUCCCCAGAUAACGACCUAUCCCAGUCCAUUUCCAGUCUAUCCCCCGACUCCUUCGACCCGAAGAACCAGUACUCCUCCGCCCUGGAUGCUGUGCGCGCCGCGGCUGUUGAGAAUGAUUCGGGCGCUGACAAGUCUGCUGUGGAGCUGAAGGUUUACCGGGUUGAACAAACUAGUACUAAGAUUGAAUACUGGGUUCUGGCGCUUCAUGCGCCUGAGAGUCGUCUUGUCGGUCUGCGUGCUAAGGCUGUUGAGUCGUAA